AGCCAUUUUGGCUGCACACAUCGCGGCGCCCCCGAGGCCGAGCUUCAUCGACCGGCGGGCGCCGCGCCCGAGACGCGGCCAGAUGGAGGGGCCCGCGCGCCCCUGCUGGCUGCUUCCGGGCGGCUCCGCGCCGCCGCCGCGGCGGGAGCCGCCACGGGCCCCGGCGGUGCGCCAGGGCGCCGCGGGGCCCGCGACGGCCCCGCCAGGCCAGGGGGCAUGGGCCCCAGAUGCGGGCGCGCUGGCGGGGGCCUUCGCGGUCGGGCUGGCGACCGCGGUCCGCAGUGGCGGGGGAAGGAUCAGCCGGGUGCGGCGCCGGGGAGCGGACCUCAAGCGGCAGUUGCGGAUGAAGAACCAGCAGAGGUGGCGCGGAGCCUUGACGGGGACGCCCCGACGCAGGUUCUACGGAUGUGACGCUAACAUCGGGCUCCGCCAAUCCCUCGACCUGGACAGUUUCUUUGCCAAGGGCCGUGAGGCGGGCGACGAGGAGCGCGCCGAGGAGCAGGCGAGGCACGAGGCGGAAAGGCCAGAACGCGAGAGGAGGG
Molecule: messenger RNA, 542 nt
Organism: Prorocentrum cordatum
Lineage: Eukaryota; Dinophyceae; Prorocentrales; Prorocentraceae
Source: the annotation of a GenBank genome assembly